UUUCAAAAGAUACCGUGGAAGUUCAUCACCUGAUAGGUUAGAAACUAAGAAUAGAAUAUACCGCGAAAUCUCUCUAUAUCCAGUUUUUCAAUUGACAUAAGAAUCCCGAGGGAAUGAAGCGAAAGAAUUCUUUUCUUGGAGUCUCAGUUACUACGUCUAAGCAGUAUUAAUUUCAGGGUUCAUUUGGAUUAGUAUGAGUAUUGAAGUGGGCAAAUGAAUUUCUUGGUGUGCUUGUUGUAGAGUUCAUUUGGAUGAGUAUGAGUAUGGAAGUGGGUCUUUUUGUUUCAUGUUAUGAACUGAUAACGGUUAUCAAAAUCAAUUGUAGUUUGCACAGUUGAAAGAGAGAACCAAGUUUGAGUCGCUAUGAUGGCUGGAGUUGAAGAUGUUUAUAAAACGCAUAUCGAAAAAUUACUUCAAGCAAUUUAUGCUACAAAAUACAUUAAAGAAGAUAACAUCCCGUGCGAAAUUGAAGAGGGUCUUUACUUGGGUUCACUUGGAGCUGCACAUAACAAAGAUGGAUUGAAAAGUAAGAAUGUCACUCAUGUCUUGACUGUAGCCAAUAUGUUAGCACCCCCACAUCCAAAUGAUUUCAUUUACAAGAAAAUUGAUGUGACUGACAGAGAAGGCACAGACUUAACACGACAUUUUGCGGAAUGCUUUGAUUUCAUCGAUGAAGCAAAAACAAAAGGUGGUGGUGUCUUGGUUCAUUGUUUCGCAGGAAAAUCUAGAAGUGUCACAAUCAUUGUUGCAUAUUUGAUGCAAAAGCGAAGACUUAGUCUAUCUCAAUCUUUAGAACAUGUUACGAGCAGAAGGCCAAAAGCUUCUCCUAAUCCCGGUUUCAUUCGACAAUUACAGGACUUCGAAAAAAAGUCUUGAAGUGAAUGAAACUGAGAAGACUGAAUGAACUAGCAUAUGAAAACCUUGAUGUAUCUUUUAAUGUUAUACACUGCAAAUAUGUGGAUUCCCUUUUUCUAUUUUACAUGAAAUUUCAGAAUGUGGAUUAUUAGGCUAUUAAGACCAGUAUAAUAGAAACUAGUUUGAAGCAUUUGAAUAUCCUAAGCAUUUAAUGGAAAUUGUACAAUCACAUUAUGGUUCUUAUAA
Papaver somniferum (opium poppy) is the source of this 1101-nucleotide messenger RNA. Its product is annotated as dual specificity protein phosphatase 1-like. Gene Ontology annotation, cellular component: cytoplasm. The record is from RefSeq and is a predicted model, not a curated record. Gene Ontology annotation, biological process: protein dephosphorylation; negative regulation of MAPK cascade. The transcript is spliced from 7 exons. NCBI's taxonomy places the organism in Eukaryota, Viridiplantae, Streptophyta, Magnoliopsida, Ranunculales, Papaveraceae. Bases 364 to 876 code for a protein of 170 amino acids. Gene Ontology annotation, molecular function: MAP kinase tyrosine/serine/threonine phosphatase activity; protein tyrosine/threonine phosphatase activity.